Messenger RNA from Entrophospora sp. SA101, 855 nucleotides. NCBI's taxonomy places the organism in Eukaryota, Fungi, Glomeromycota, Glomeromycetes, Entrophosporales, Entrophosporaceae. The record is from the annotation of a GenBank genome assembly.
AUGUCAAAGCAUAUCAAGAAACAAAAUUUUUCUAGUUCACCCUCACAACUAACACGAUCAACAGAAUUAAUACAACCAACAGAACCUCUACCAUCUUCUUCAACUUUUUCAAUUAACGAAACUACUUCUACCACCACGGAUUCAAAUCAUACCGGAUCUUUGGCUAGCUAUCUUGAAAAGAAUUACGGUUCUUCAAUUCAACACCAAAAUUUCAUCAAACAGUCUAUUACCUACUCUUUACCCCAAACCACACAUGUCGAUCAGUUUUUAGGAUGUUCUCCAAUCGAAGAUUAUGAAUUGGCCGAUAAAUUGGGAGAAGGAACUUUUGGUGAAGUUCACAAAGGUGUUCAUAAAAAAACCAAAAAAAUAGUAGCAUUAAAAAGAAUUCUAAUGCACAAUGAAAAAGAAGGAAUCCCAUUGACAGCAAUACGUGAGAUAAAGAUCCUCCAUCAACUAAGUCAUCCAAAUAUUGUCACUCUUUCCGAUAUGGCUAUUUCUUACAACCACGAAGUUCAAGGAACUUCACCAAUUUAUAUGGUUUUCCCUUACAUGGACCAUGAUUUAGCUGGACUUAUUGAAAACAAGAGUGUAAUUUUUUCUGUUCCUCAAAUAAAAUGUUAUAUGAAACAACUACUUGAAGGAACCCUUUACCUCCAUCAACAAAAUAUAAUCCAUCGUGAUUUAAAAGCAGCAAAUCUGUUGAUCGAUAACACUGGAAUAUUAAAAAUUGCAGAUUUUGGUUUAUCGAGGCCCGUAAAAAACAAGGCUUUGACUCCUUGUGUGGUCACUCGUGGUUUUAAUAAUAGUUGGAAGGCCCAUUCAGAAGAAGUUUUAUCUGGGAGUGCUUGGGAAUGA